Triplophysa rosa is the source of this 5026-nucleotide messenger RNA. It is a transcript of the gene epha4a, whose product is annotated as eph receptor A4a. Gene Ontology annotation, molecular function: protein binding; ATP binding; transmembrane-ephrin receptor activity. Gene Ontology annotation, biological process: negative regulation of axon extension; protein phosphorylation; cell surface receptor protein tyrosine kinase signaling pathway. Gene Ontology annotation, cellular component: plasma membrane; neuron projection. The record is from RefSeq and is a predicted model, not a curated record. The transcript is spliced from 18 exons. The coding region runs from base 116 to 3112 and encodes 998 amino acids. NCBI's taxonomy places the organism in Eukaryota, Metazoa, Chordata, Actinopteri, Cypriniformes, Nemacheilidae.
GAUCCGCCCCUCGGCGGUGAUCAGAGCGCUCUGCGCAUCACACUCUCAAACGCUUAUUCCACUGGGAUAGACGCAACUUCGGUCCGUGCGCGGAGCUAAGGAGACGCACACCGAAAUGACACCAAUGGCUGCGCUUGUGUUCACGGCGACUUUUGCGCUAAUAAUUUGGAUACCGACUUUCGCGUUAACCGCGCGGGUCUACCCUCCAAACGAAGUGACGCUGCUGGACUCGAGGACUGUGCAAGGCGAACUGAAGUGGGUUGCGAGUCCGACGGAAGGAGGGUGGGAAGAGGUGAGCAUCAUGGAUGAGAAGAAUACGCCAAUCAGGACGUACCAGGUAUGCAACGUUAUGGAACCCAGCCAGAACAACUGGCUUCGAACAGACUGGAUCCCUCGUGGCGGAGCGCAGCGACUCUACAUCGAGAUCAAGUUCACCCUGCGUGACUGCAACAGCCUGCCUGGAGUCAUGGGAACCUGCAAGGAGACCUUUAACCUUUACUACUACGAGUCUAACAAUGACAAAGAGAGGUACAUCCGGGAGAACCAGUUCACCAAAAUCGACACCAUUGCCGCCGAUGAGAGCUUCACGCAGGUGGACAUAGGAGACCGCAUCAUGAAGCUGAACACGGAAGUAAGAGAUGUGGGAAUUUUGACACGGAAGGGCUUCUACCUGGCGUUCCAGGAUGUUGGGGCCUGCAUCGCCCUGGUGUCCGUAAGGAUCUUCUAUAAGAAAUGUCCCCUCACCGUACGCAACCUGGCGCAGUUUCCCGACACCACCACGGGGGCGGACACCUCAUCUCUAGUGGAGGUGCGGGGUUCCUGCGUGGACAAUUCAGAGGAACGAGAGGUUCCCAAGAUGUACUGCGGAGCAGAUGGAGAAUGGCUGGUGCCUAUAGGAAACUGUUUGUGUAACCCUGGCUAUGAGGAGCAUGGAGGAACCUGCCAAGCUUGUAAGAUUGGUUACUACAGAGCGUUAGCUACGGACGACAGCUGCUCCAAAUGUCCGCUGCACAGUUACUCCGUGAGGGAGGGAUCCACUUCCUGUGCCUGUGACAAAGGAUUCUUCCGGGCUGAGACGGAUCCGGCAUCGAUGCCUUGCACACAACCCCCUUCUGCUCCUCAACACUUGAUCUCCAAUGUGAAUGAGACUUCGGUGAAUCUGGAGUGGACGACUCCGGCGUCCAGCGGUGGCAGACAGGACCUGGCUUAUAACGUCAUAUGCAAGCGCUGCAACUCGGACGGUCAGCGCUGUCAGCCCUGCGGCAACGGCAUCCAUUUCUCCCCCCAGCAGCUGGGCCUGCGCGCCACCCGCGUGUCCAUAAAUGACCUUCAGGCUCAUACCAACUACACCUUUGAAAUCUGGGCUGUCAAUGGGGUCUCCAAGCAGAGUCCUGGACCGGAACAGGCGGUCUCGGUGACUGUAACCACUAACCAAGCAGCUCCGUCUCCGGUUACCACCAUCCAGGCCAAGGACAUCACCAGACACGCUGUGUCUUUGGCAUGGCAGCAGCCGGAGAGACCCAACGGAGUCAUCCUCGAGUACGAGGUCAAGUACUACGAGAAGGAUCAAAACGAGAGGAGCUAUCGCAUAAUGAAGACCUCGUCCCGCAGCGCUGAGAUUAAAGGACUGAGCCCACUCACUUCCUACGUGUUUCAUGUGCGAGCUCGAACCGCCGCCGGCUACGGAGACUUCAGCGCCCCCUUCGAGUUCAUGACCAACUCAGUUCCCUCUCCCAUCAUCGGCGACGGUGCCAACUCCACCGUCCUCCUGGUGUCUGUUAUCGGCAGCGUGAUUCUGUUACUCAUCUUCAUCGGAGUCUUCAUCAUCAGUCGCAGGAGAAGCAAAUACAGCAAAGCCAAACAAGACUCUGAUGAGGAGAGACAUUUACAUCCAGGUGUCCGGAUCUAUGUGGACCCCUUCACCUACGAGGACCCCAACCAAGCCGUCCGUGAAUUCGCUAAAGAAAUCGACGCCUCCUGCAUCAAGAUCGAAAAGGUCAUCGGCAUCGGAGAAUUCGGGGAGGUGUGCAGCGGACGUCUUAAGAUGCCUGGAAAGCGAGAGAUCUGUGUGGCCAUAAAAACCCUCAAGGCGGGAUACACUGACAAACAGAGGCGGGACUUUCUGAGCGAGGCCAGCAUCAUGGGCCAGUUCGACCACCCCAACAUUAUCAGACUGGAGGGAGUCGUCACUAAAUGUAAGCCGGUAAUGAUCAUCACUGAGUACAUGGAGAAUGGAUCCCUUGAUGCUUUUCUAAGGAAGAACGACGGGCGUUUCACAGUAAUUCAGCUGGUGGGAAUCCUCCGCGGCAUCGCGUCAGGAAUGAAGUAUCUGUCCGACAUGAGCUACGUCCACCGUGACCUGGCGGCACGCAACAUCCUGGUCAACAGCAACCUGGUGUGCAAAGUGUCUGACUUUGGGAUGUCACGAGUGUUGGAGGAAGACCCAGACGCUGCUUAUACCACCAGGGAAAUAACUGGAACCUAUCAAUCACAGGGAGGCAAGAUACCGAUUCGCUGGACCGCCCCCGAAGCCAUCACAUACAGAAAGUUCACCUCCGCGUCCGACGUGUGGAGUUACGGCAUCGUCAUGUGGGAGGUGAUGUCAUACGGAGAGCGGCCGUAUUGGGAUAUGAGUAACCAGGAUGUGAUAAAGGCUAUCGAGGAAGGCUACAGGCUGCCUCCGCCCAUGGACUGCCCCGUUUCCCUGCAUCAGUUGAUGCUGGACUGCUGGCAGAAAGAGCGAGCCGAGAGGCCAAAGUUUAGCCAAAUCGUCAACAUGCUGGAUAAACUGAUCCGCAACCCCAACAGCUUGAAAAGGACGGGGGGAGAGAUAGCCAGACCCAACACCACCCUCCUGGAGCCCAGCAGCCCAGAAUUCACAUCCACCUUGGGAUCAGUCGCCGACUGGCUGCAGGCCAUCAACAUGGAGCGUUACAGAGACAACUUCACCGCCGCAGGCUACACGACUCCGGAGGCCGUCGUCCAGAUGACGCAAGAGGACAUGGCGAGGAUAGGCAUCUCUUCGGCGGCACAUAAGGACAAGAUCCUCAGCAGCGCGCAGGGAAUGUUGUCUCACAUGCAACAAAUACAAGACAGGAUGGUUCCUGUCUGAACCCAUGGGAUAGAAACUCGAAACAUGCUUUGGACUUUUUUUUAUUUUGGUUUUUAAGAAAAUCCAUUUACCUCAUCCAUGCACUUUAAAUUAAAUUUUGGAAAUGAAUGAAAAAACAAACAAACAGAAAAAAAACGAUUUCAGAGGAACGAUACAGCACUUUUUUCUCAAUAACGUCAUCCCCGCCCGCCGAGAGUCAAACAGGAUUGUCCCAUGCUGUACUGAUGCUCUGGAAAUGUUUCAAGGAAGCUUUUGAUCGGUUCCUUCAUUUCAAUGACACUAUGAAGGAGUUUCUCUGUUCCUUUUUAAUUGUUUUAUUUUGUCUCUGUAAGUAAAUGUAUAAAUAGUACUGGAUUUUUCGUCCGCUCCUGCCAUUUCACGGUCGCUCGGAUUGUUAUGCUCAAAAUGGAGGCAUCGACGCUAAAGAUUUUACGCACUCUUUAACGCUCCUGUCCCGGGGAUUUCUAAGAGGCAUCCGUCUUCUCUCCGUCUCCAACGCAAUGGAAGACGUCUCCGGGCUAGUUCUGGAAGACUUCCAGGUCUUCAGAAUGGAAUAUCUCUCUCCACUCCACAAUUCUCCACCCCGCUCCGCUUGGCUGGGAACUCACCGGUCGGAAUAGAAAAGACCGCACUCCGUUUACAUCCCUCUCUCUCCACCUUGGUCUCCACGGUCCCCUCUUACUUUUCCUCACUCUCUCGCUCCAUCUACGUCUCUCCCUUUUCGUCUCCGGAGACCUGCAGCGGGCCAUGAAAUCAACACAUGUCUCCCUUACUGGAUGUUCCAUCAGAGCUGAGCUAAGAAUCAUCUUCAUACAUCUGCUUCUCAGUCAAACCCAGUGUGGGCGCACAUCCGUUGCCGUUUCAAUAACUCCAUUUACCUGACGCUGGGACAAAGGACUUCAAUUCCCAUGAUUCCUAGAAUGGUUCCACUACGGGAAACGGAAAACAAAUGACAAACAACCCGAGGAACGGCGAAGGGCCCUCAGAGAUUCAAUGAGAGAUUAUAAUGAAAAAUUUCAUUUCCUCUCACUGGUGCCCUUAUUCCUGACAGAGUAUCUUCAAACGCUUUGUUCUCAGUGCAGCGAGUUCUUUUCUCGGUGAAGAAUGACAGUUUGUUUUGAGAUGCGCACAUAAAGGACAAAAACAGAUGAUGGGAGCUAAACCUACAAAACUCUUGAGUCGUGGCUACUCGCUGGAGACCUGGAGUUGUUUGCAAUAUACGCUAAGACACUGCUGGUUGCUUUUUGCGGCAAGACUGGAGAUUGUAACACAAAUACGGCAGAUUUAUUUGGACUGCUCGACUCGAACGAUUACGAGAAGAUUUGAUGCUAAUUCGAAAGUGACCCGAAAGAGGAACGUGAUUUGUACCCAAAAUAAACCUAUUACAGGAAUGUUUAUAGAAACGGAAAAAAAGGCUUUUCAACGUUUCAAGUGUGCUCUGUUACAUGUCAGCUAGAUUCAUUCCGUCCGUUUUAAGACUUUAUUCUGAGGUGGGAGGGGGGGUUCUUGUUGAGGCAGUAGAAUAUGAAAUGCCUCUGACCUUGAAAUACGUUUCAUUCUUCCUCUUUGUUUUAUCUUUUAAUGUUCCCUCCUCACUGUUUGGUGUCAACCUUAUAGGGUCUGUCCGGAAUAUGCAAUGAAUGUGAGAGGAGAGAAAUGUAAUAGAAUGUACCGUGCCAUGUCUCCUAAUGUAGUUUAUUCUGGAGAAAUCCAACUAACAAAUCGCUUUUCUCCGCCGUUCUAGCCAUUUAAGUUUAACGUUGUGUAUAACUGUCCAUACUGUCAUCAUCUACAUUUUUUAUUUGAUGAAUUUAGGUACAUGAAACAUGUCAUUUAUUUAUGGUCUUUUUUUAUCUAGUUUGUAAAUUGUAAAAUAGAGCUAUGAGAGAAAUAAAUGAUUGCCAAGUGCAUUGC